AUGGAAGAAGCGCGCGAGCCUUUUUUUCUCCCUCAUGUCAUGCCCCGCUGCCUAAGGCAGAUGACGCAAUCCCCACCAGUAUGUCUGCUUCGGGAUGGGGAUUUUCAAGCGACCCAGAUAUUGAGAGAACAUGGACAAAAGUCAGGCAGUUCUUCGCAUAGCAUUACUCAGGCCAGCAACCUUGCGUCUGGGUUGUCUGACGUUAUCGUCAUUCUCGAGCGCCCUCGCAUUGUCGAGUCACAUUCCCCCAACCAAAGCUUUGAUGACUUUGUGAAUGGCUGUGACACUUUGCAGGUGGUGGACGAGUUACUCCGCUUUGCUAGUCGAGGGACUCGGAACAUUGGUACCGUUACUGUCAUUAAUGCAUUCUCAUUGCAGCCUGAAAAGAAUGCCGAGGCAGACCUCAGGUGUGAAGGAAUGCUUGCACGGUUUCUGCAGGUAAAGAGACCCCAGGUGAUCAUUCAUUGCACAAACUCGGUCUAUAAGAGUUCGUGGAUGAGCAGAUUUAACUUCGGGGGAAAACCUUACAGGAUACGGAGCGAACAAAUCGAAAUUGUUGAGGGGCACACCGCUAUCGUGAUACCCUCUUUUCAUCCGUCCCAUGCAGUCAACUACUUGAAGUACAGACUGGAGCUGCGAGUUUUGCUCAUGUAUCACUUCGCCUUGGCCUUCCAUUCAUUAGGCGAUAGAACGGCUAUCCCGUGUUGCGCAAAAGAAUUACAGGAUCUAUGCCUCUACAAGGGUGAAAGAAAAGAAGACAAAUGCCCCAUCAGCGACUGGGACCUCGCAUCAUGCAUAUCAGAUAAAGUCAACAAAUCUUAUCUGGAUUGUGGAAAAGACGUCGUGCCACUCUCAAUGGGCGUCUUUGCCGACGAAGAUCUUUCGGACAAAAUCAACAGGGAAUCCGACACCUUCGAUUCCAUGAGUUUCUGGCUUUCCCUCCUUCUCGAGAAGCCGCAGAAAUUUGAACUUUUUGGAAUUGCAUCUGCCAGCUUCCUUUUGAAGAGGGCGAAUACCAAUUUGAACCCCGUCUAUUCGCGAAUCUCCUCGGCGUUGCUUGACCUGGUAACAGAUCGGGAUCAUUGGUUCUUCAAAGCAGAAGACAUAGAUGUGGCUGAUCUAGAAGAGAAGUUUUCAGCAGUUUCCCUCCAUGUUGACCCCCAAAUAUUCCAUGUCAUCGAUGCAAACCGCAAAGCCUGCGUUUCCGUUGAGAAGACUUUAGGUCUUGUUGAGCGCGGCCAAGUUAUUGAUUUUACCGUUAAAACACCUCCUCACUACGGUGCGGUUGUUUUGCAAAAUGUUCUCCUGGCUAAAUAUCUGGCUAGUUCGCCAAGAAUUACUAUUUCUACAGCGUUGCGCAUGGAAGCACUGUCAAAACGUUGUUCGGUCAUCAAUGAAACGUCGCGGAAGCACAGUGAAGUGGAGGGGCAGCUCCCAGAUACCGAAAUAAUUUUUCACGUCAAACGUUUGUUAGAAUGUCUCAGAAAGUUGCGAAUGGAGCUUGAAGCUAUUCUUGAAUAG
This is a messenger RNA of Penicillium cataractarum, 1521 nucleotides long. RefSeq lists its product as uncharacterized. NCBI's taxonomy places the organism in Eukaryota, Fungi, Ascomycota, Eurotiomycetes, Eurotiales, Aspergillaceae. The record is from RefSeq and is a predicted model, not a curated record. Bases 1 to 1521 code for a protein of 506 amino acids. The transcript has a single exon.